This is a messenger RNA of Astrephomene gubernaculifera, 2012 nucleotides long. The record is from the annotation of a GenBank genome assembly. Lineage: Eukaryota; Viridiplantae; Chlorophyta; Chlorophyceae; Chlamydomonadales; Astrephomenaceae.
CACAAACAAUGCGCGCGCUCUAGGGGCGGCGCAACACAAGGUUAACCUCUAUGCUUAGGCACUCGUGACCUGUCCUAUUAGGUGACCUCGGUUGCACGCGACGUCGCAAUGUCAGGCUCUCGGGUUUUAAGGGAACGGAAGAAAACCAUAAACUAUUGUGAGGAUGCUGAAGUAGCGCGGCAGCAAAAGAAGGAUGCCGAGCUGGUGGGCGAACGCCGUGCCACGCGCAGCAGGCAGCAGGUCGAGCAGACUGAUAAGGAGAACCGCAAGAAGAGAGAGCGCCUUGACGCGGACGAAGACGGCGACGACGAUGUUGAUGCUGACAUCGCUCCUCGACCUGCUAAGAGGGCAAAGUCACCAUCCCCACGCCAAGAAGAUGACGAACCGGAAUCUAUAGAGGACAGCGAUGACGGCGACAACGCGUUUAUCGCCUUCGCGCGCCCUGGCAAACGCCCAGCUGCUCGCCAGGCGGCCCCCAAGUCGCAGAAACAGCAGCAGCAGCCCCAGCGACAAGGCCGAGCUGCCAAGGCGGCAGCCGCUUCAGCCCUCGCACCUGCAACCGAUCGCCGGGGCAAGUCAACAGCCCGUGACGAUGUCGACAUGGAUGAUGGCGACGGUGCGUCCGGUCGCCGUGGCUCUACCCGGCGAGCAGCAGCUCGGGCUAAUGACCGCAUCAAGCGUGGUGCCGCACCUACUGGCGGUCGCGUUGGUCGUGGCCGCAGCAGCAGCUUCGACGAUGAUGAGGACGACGAGAGCAGCGCCAGCAGCGAUGGUGAUGACGAGGAGGAGGACGUAGUGAUGGUGGGGUCGUCGGAGCAAAGUGGCGAGCAGGACGAGGAAGAUGGGGAUGGGGACUCGGAGGACAACGACGAUGACGACGAAGAGGAGGAUGACGAGGAGGAUGAGCCUGUCGUGAAGCGCACAUCGAGGGAGCAGCGUUUGGCUGGGGAAUCGGGCAGCGGCCGACCCACUCGCGGCUGUGUCGCCAAGAAUCAACGACAGCAACAGUCCGCCCGCGGGGGGAAGAGCCGAGGUGGGGGCAAGGGCCCUGGACGCCGCCCCGUGGGGGUUGCCUCUGACGACGACGAAGAUGUUGACGAGGAGGAAGACGAGGACGAAGGAGAAGAGGAGGGAGCGGAGGAGGAGGAGAAGGACCAAGACGAGGAGGAGGGAUCUUCGGAUGUGGAGAUAGUGCACGACGAUGAGGACGAGGAGGAAGACGAGGAAGAAGAGGAGGAGGAAGUGGGGCGUGGCGGACGGCCGCGUCGGGCAGCAGCUGUGGCGGCGGAUGCCCGAUCUGCAAGGAUGGGGCAGAAGGAGAAGGCUGCAAAGAAGGAAAAGGCGAAGGAGGCGGGCAGGGGAAAGGGGAAGGGCAAGGCAGCAGCGGCUGGGAAGAAGAAGAAGGCUGCUGGGAAGGCCGAGAAGUCUGCUGGUGGCAAGGGCAAGCAGCAGAAGGCACCGGCACCCAAGGCUGCGGCGGUUGAGGACAAGGACGACGACGGCGGCAACGCUGGAGGGGGCGGAGGCGGCCAUAGGGCCCCUCGGGAGCCGGUGGAGCGGAUCUUGUCGUACGAGUUGGAGACCCAGCUGUACUGCGUAAAGCUGAAGGGCGUGUCGUACCGCCACCUAGCCCACGUGAAGCACUCGCACCUGGAGGCCAGCAAGCCCUCCCUGCUGCGCAACUUCCUCAGUCGCGGCCAGCGAAUGGAGGUGGAGCCCGAGUGGCUGCAGAUCGACCGUAUCAUCGCCUGCCGUACCGUGAGUCGGGGGCGGCAGGGCGCCGCGCAGCAGCUGCUGGUGAAGUGGCGGGGGCUGGAGUACAGCGAUGCGACCUGGGAGUGGGCACAGGAGCUGAGCAGCGAGGAGGACAAGGCGGCCAUUGCGCGCUUCCAGCGCUUCAACAAGCCACCUCCCACUGCCGCCAGUGGCAACGCCAAGAAGACAGGCGGCAAGGCCCGAGGCCGCAAGCGGGCUGCCAGCACCGAGGAAGAGGACGACGAGGAGGAGGAGGA